AUCGACCUAAGGGAGACUCUUGAAAACCCUCUCGUAAGAUUCAAACUCACCUCAAGUCGCUUCCUCUUCGUGGUUACCGGUGCUGCUCUGCAGAAGCAUCAGUUCAACUCUACCCUUUAGCCGCACACACUGCGAAGCGCUGUCAAGAUCAGAGCACCCUAAAUGAUGCUUUUUCUUUCUAUUACCGGUGUAUGAAGUAAAGUUUUGCUUAUUUCUGCUCUUGCUCUUGACCACAGCAGAAAUUUUACAAACAGAAAGUUGCGCGCCGCUUGUUGAAUGCAGGAAGCGUUUUGCCUCAGUGUUCAUUCAUCGUUCAGUUUUGGAUCAGCAGCAGCAGCCGGCUCAGAUCGAGGACUGGACUUUCUCCACUCUGUCAGCAGCGAGAUGAAGUCAGCAGAAGAAGAUGCGUACAACUACACUCCAAACGUCAGCCUGUCCCUUCCACUGGGGAUGGGGAACCCUUGCCUGGCCACCCAGUACCACACGUUACAGACCAGUCCAAUCAUCUCGGUCACCUCCUGCCACCAGACGGCCUACAACCUCCAAAACGACAACCACAAUCCUGGAUCGACCUACUACCUGCCCCAUGGCUUAAGACCUAACGGUGCUCCAGCUCUUGAAAGCCCCAGGAUUGAGAUCACAGCCUACAGCCAUUAUCCAGAAGACGAGGUCGAGGAGAGCAACAGUGAAGACCACAUCAUCAAACGUGGUGUCAACUCGAUUGUAACACUCACACUGCCUAAUGCUGCUGAAGGCUACCGCGAUCCUACUUGUCUUAGCCCCGCGAGCAGCAUCUCUUCACGGAGCUGCAAUUCCGAAGCUUCAUCUUACGAGUCAAGCUUCUACAAUUACGACAACUCCCCUCAGAAUUCGCCCUGGCAGUCUCCCUGUGUGUCCCCACGUAACUCGCUCCUGUCCUGCCCUCUGGCAACUGGUCCAGUGGCCUCCCCCCACCACUCCCCCUCUACCUCCCCUCAGAUUGGGGCAGUGGCUGAAGAGGGCUGGCCUUCACAAACUCGUGGAUCUAGGCCAAAUUCUCCAUCCAGCACUGGUGCGGUCUUAAGCAAUGGAAGUGGGAUAGGGAAGAGAAAGUACAGCCUGAAUGGAAACACAUACCGUCAGACUUCACCAAAUCAGUCGCCUAUUGCGUCUCCUCAUGGGUCCCCAAGGGUUAGUGUGACAGAUGAGAACUGGAUUGCCAAUACAAACCAGUACACCAACUCUGCAAUUGUGGCAGCCAUAAACGCCCUGACUACAGAUGGGGUGGUGGACAUGGGGGAGGGCAUACCAAUCAAGACACGUAAGACCAUGUUGGAGCACCAAGCAUCCAUGGGCCUAAAGGUAGAGCCCAGUGGAGAAGAACUGAGUCCAGAAGCAGACCUGUGUCAUGAUGAGUAUGCCUCUCGACUGGCUCUGAAGAAGGAGAGCUACUGUGGAGGCUUCCUGGAUGUGCCCCAGCACCCAUACUCCUGGUCCAAACCCAAGCCAUACCUCAGCCCGUCUUUGCCCUCUCUGGACUGGCAGCUCCCCUCCUGCUCAGGGCCGUACAGUCUGCAGAUCGAGGUGCAGCCAAAGUCCCACCACAGAGCGCACUAUGAGACAGAGGGCAGCCGCGGAGCAGUCAAGGCCUUGUCUGGAGGACACCCAGUAGUCCAGCUUUACGGUUACAUGGAGAGCGAGCCCCUGACCCUGCAGCUGUUCAUUGGCACGGCAGAUGACCGCCUCCUGCGCCCGCACGCCUUCUACCAGGUCCACCGCAUCACAGGCAAAACCGUCUCCACCGCCAGCCACGAGGUCAUGCAAUCCAACACCAAAAUCCUCGAGAUCCCCCUGCUGCCUGAGAACAACAUGAGAGCCAUAAUUGACUGUGCGGGGAUCCUGAAGCUGCGUAAUUCUGACAUCGAGCUCCGUAAAGGAGAGACAGACAUUGGCCGAAAAAACACCAGAGUGAGACUGGUGUUCAGAGUGCACAUCAACCAGCCCAAUGGAAGAACUGUGUCUCUGCAGGCAUCCUCCAACCCCAUUGAGUGCUCUCAACGCUCAGCCCAAGAGCUUCCCUUGGUUGAAAAGCAGAGCGUGGACAGUUAUCCAGCCACCGGGGGCAAAAUGAUGCUGGUGAGCGGCCUCAACUUCCUCCCUGACUCCAAAGUGGUGUUUGUGGAGAAGGCUCAAGAUGGCCAUCAUCUUUGGGAGACAGAAGCCAAAGUGGACAAGGAAUCCGUCAAAUCUAGCACACUUGUUGUGGAGAUCCCGCCAUACAGGAACCAGCGAAUAUCCAGCCCGGUCCAAGUCAACUUCUACAUCUGCAACGGCAAAAGGAAGAGAAGCCAAUACCAGCGCUUCACCUACCUGCCCCCAAAUGUUCCAAUCAUAAAGACAGAGCCUAACGAUGAGUAUGACUCCAUUGGGAGUGGCCUACCCAUCCACUCUCAAUCAUUCUACAGUCCGACCCGCCUCACCCCUGUCCUGCCUGUACCUGACUCUGAAGCCUGCCUGGUCGGUACCUACACCUGCCCCCCUCGCCACACCACCAUCACCCCAUCGCCCCCUAGCUCCAGCCCCACACUGCACGACCUCACCCCCAUGGCCUACAACAAGUGCCUGCCCAACAGUCCCACACAUGGUCCACUGAUGUCCAGUAUCCACGAAAAUCUCAACCAUCCCGCCUCGCCAGACCACAGCUCAUCCCUAACCAUGCUCCAGUCUCAGGGCAGCCCCAACCACCACCUCAACAGCCCGGGACCCCACGGUUACAGCCACAUCUACCCUAGCAGCAGUCCCUCGUCCUCCCCUGUGUCUCAUCCAUCCACGCCUGGAGGUCCUGCGGAGAGCCCCUUUGGCCCUGUCUCCAGCCAGAAUGGAGAGAACUCACCCACCCUCCUCCAUGAAGACUCCAGCUCCUCAUCCAUACCCGUGACCAUAAAACAGGAGCCCCAAGAACUGGACCAGAUGUACCUCGAUGAUGUUAAUGAAAUCAUCAGAAACGACCUCUCCAGCAUUUCCGUGCACACUCAUGCAUAGACGUCCUGGACCCGUCACAGCUCCGACAAGAUAACCACGAAACAAAGAGAUCCAGACUAUGAAGAAUUUGGAUAUUUGACCAGGAUCUCUGACUCUUUUUGACUUCUCCAAACUGCACAGUGACAAUCAUUGGCAAGAUCCACAAAACUCCAUGUUUGUUGAAAGGGAAGUGAUUUCAGGGGCGGUAUAUAUUGCUUGCCUUAACAGAGAAAAUUGAUUAGUGGACCAAACAACUUACAGAGACAAUCUCAUUUACUAUGUAUAAUAAUGCAUGGACAGUGGAUCGUCGAUUUCUUUGUGCAAACUGGUGCCUUACUGCAGUAAUAUUAACGACAGCACUCGUGUAUUUAUGUGUCCAUUGUAAACCAAAUUAUUAUUGUCUACAUGUUUUUUGUACAACUUUGAAUGACUUUUCCAGGGGAGCUCAAGCCGGACAAUGUGUUGAAUGGGACUAUGUGAAUAGAGUAGCCGUGUAUUUUAUUUGCUAAAGCAUAUUACCCUUGUAUAUUAUUUUGUAUGUAUUGAUAAUAUGAAUGCCUUCAGGUUGUAUCAUGCCAUUUAUCUAUCUUAUUUGUUUUGGUUUUCUCUAUCUGUAGCUAUUCUAGCCGAUGCUUUCACCUUAGUGCCUCAACUGAAAUGGUCCCGUCCCUGUCUUCCAGUUUUCAGCUUCAACUGAGUCAUGCUGAGACAAUCAAAAGGAGCAUACAGCACAGACUAAUAGUGGCUGAGGCAGAUAUUUUCAUUUUUCUUUCUGCCCUUAAAUUCUUUUAACAAUGGUAUGCUUACCUGCUAAAUUUUAACAUUGCAGGUUUAAAUAUACUCAAACAAUGUGCAAAAGUCUAGGAUGGGAUUUUAAGAGAUGCUAUGAACUUGCAGAGCACAGACCUCUGCCAAGGCAUCGGUCCAGUUAAACCCCAAAACAAUGUUAUUCAAUUUGAUUUAAAAUUAUUUAAGUAUGUUCUCUGAAAUUGAUCCCUCAAACACUUAUGUGUUUAUAAACUUUUGCACAUUAGUGGCUUUUGCACUGCAUGUAAAUAGGCACACUGACAGUACACUUCAACUGUAAGAGUUGGCCAGACUGUUACAAACGGUUGGCAAUAAUUGAUCUAAAUAAACCAAAUGAUUUUGUCUUUGGUGAAAUUAUUGCAUAUGUUUCACAAAGUCUAGCAUUGAGUUGAGGAAAGCAACAGAAUGCACUUUACUGUCCAUACAGAGCAGACCAAAUGUUGAAUUCUUUCCAAAUGAUCCGUUGCAUGUACAUCACACUGCGAUAAUAGAACAGACGUAUCCAGUCACUUCCUGAUACAUUUGGACAUGUGGUAUAUUAGCAUGAGUUAACCUUAUCAUCAUGUUUUCUAUUUUUGUGCCUUACUCUCUCAGCUACAAACCUGUCACAUCCAUAAUGCUUUUCU
This is a messenger RNA of Boleophthalmus pectinirostris (great blue-spotted mudskipper), 4433 nucleotides long. Its product is annotated as nuclear factor of activated T-cells, cytoplasmic 1-like. The coding region runs from base 277 to 3021 and encodes 914 amino acids. NCBI's taxonomy places the organism in Eukaryota, Metazoa, Chordata, Actinopteri, Gobiiformes, Gobiidae. Gene Ontology annotation, biological process: regulation of transcription by RNA polymerase II; calcineurin-NFAT signaling cascade; cytokine production. Gene Ontology annotation, cellular component: transcription regulator complex. The transcript has 10 exons. The record is from RefSeq and is a predicted model, not a curated record. Gene Ontology annotation, molecular function: transcription factor binding; RNA polymerase II cis-regulatory region sequence-specific DNA binding; DNA-binding transcription factor activity, RNA polymerase II-specific.